Messenger RNA from Symbiodinium sp. CCMP2592, 4113 nucleotides. NCBI's taxonomy places the organism in Eukaryota, Dinophyceae, Suessiales, Symbiodiniaceae. The record is from the annotation of a GenBank genome assembly.
AUGGCGUGCCUGGGUCUUUGUGCUGCGCUGAAUGGCGUGGCGGAGGCGGCGAUUGUUCCGGUGAACGAGCAUCACUCGGCUCAUGUGAAUCGAUGGCCGAUGCCGGUGGGCGAGCCGCUUGAGCAGACGCGGAUCACCGGUCCCGAUUUUGUAGACUUUGACGACAGCGUCGUAGUGCAUGGUGAAGGAGGUCCCGAUGACAUGGUCACCGCUGGGGUGGGGCUUGCGGUGAGCUUCGGGAUGGAUUCGGAUCUGAUCUCGAUGGCUGGCGAGUCGAGCGGGAGUAUUUCCGGAUUGAUCGGUGAUCCGAGGCAUAUGCCUAUGUAUGGCGUGUAUUCAUCCGUGAUUGUGGAGUUCCAAACAGAUCAAGCGGUUGAGAUGAAUCUUUCGUAUGACUAUUGGAAUCUUGGAUCUGAGCACGGGCUGGUUUCGAGUCGCGUGUCGCUGAGGGAUAUCACGACGAAUCCUGAUGGGGAUGUGCUGCACACGACUCGGCGCGACAAUGAGAUGGAUGCGUAUUCGUAUUCUGAUGCGGUAAAUAUUGUUGUUGGGCCUGGCGUGUACAGCUUGAGUUUCUACUUCCGUGGUCUAGAGCGGACUGAGGGAGAGCUUGGCGAGGCGUUUGAGAUCGGGACUGGGUACUCGUUUGCGUUUUCGGCGCAAACGGUCCGACGGGUUCGCGCGAAGCUUGAUACUGGGGCGAAGACGAGCGCGAUUGAUGUGGCUCAGUACGAGAUGAUCGAUGACACGCACGUGCGGUUUGAGAUUGUGUAUCGGACAGCGAGCGAGCGGGUGAUCUGUCACACACGGAUCCGGAUCGGGGAUGAUGAGUUUGAUGCGGAGGUGGGCGCUGGCGGGGCGGUACUUCGUGGAUUCGUCGAGGAAGUAUGUGAUCACAGGAAAAUCCAAGAAGAAGAUGGAAAAGAAGUCAUCAUGAAAAUCGGUAUUCUUUCUACAGCUCCAAAGUGCUACAGCACGCAGCGGCUCAAGCAGGCGGCGGUGGAUCGUGGGCAUGAUGUGAAGGUGCUCAAUACGCUCCGGUUUACGCUCGAGCUUGAGGAGGGGGAGCCGGAUCUGUAUUUCCGCUCGAAGGUCUUGAGUGAGUAUGACGCGAUUCUGCCGAGGAUCGGGGCUUCGAUCACGUACUUUGGAACGGCGGUGGUGCGUCAGUUUGAGCAGAUGGAUGUGUACACGCCAAAUACCGCAAACGGGAUCACGAACUCACGUGACAAGCUUCGGUCGAUGCAGAUUCUGAGUCGGCAUGCGAUCGGGAUUCCGCAUACGACCUUUGUGCGCGAUCGUGCGGAUGUGCUGCCGGCGAUUGAGCGGCUGGGGGGCGCUCCGGUGGUGAUCAAAAUUCUGGAGGGGACGCAGGGGGUCGGAGUAAUUCUUGCGGAGACUACGAAGGUCGCUGAGGGGAUCAUCGAGACGCUGCAGAACGCGAAGCAGAACGUGCUGGUGCAGAAGUUCAUCAAGGAGAGCAAGGGCAAGGAUGUUCGCGCGUUUGUGGUCGGGGACACGGUCGUCGCGGCGAUGCGGCGCGUGGCGCAGGGGGAUGAGUUCCGGAGCAAUGUGCAUCGUGGCGGCAGGACGGAGCGGAUCGAGCUUCCACCAGAGUUUGAAGAGGCGGCGGUCCGCGCGGCGCAGAUCAUGGGGCUGCGGGUCGCGGGUGUGGACAUGCUGGAGGGGGAUGAUGGGCCUCAGAUUAUGGAGGUGAACUCGUCUCCUGGUCUUGAGGGGAUCGAGGGCGCAACGGGGCUGGAUAUCGCGGGGGCGGUGAUUGAUUACAUCGCGAGUCAGGUGAACUUCCCUGAGAUUGAUGUGCGCCAGCGGUUGACGGUUUCGAAGGGGGUCGGGGUCGCGGAGAUCGUGAUCCCGGAGGGGUCGGAGCUUGUUGGGAAGACGAUCGCGGAGUCUGGACUGCGCGAGCGGGACUUUACGAUUCUGAAUCUGCAUCGCGGGAUCAAGGUGAUCUCGAAUCCGAAGGGAACUCGCGAACUGGAAGCGGAUGACAGUUUGUUGUGCUACGGCAAGCUUGAGGCGAUGCGUGAUCUGAUUCCGGAGAAGAAGAAACGCAAGCGCAAGACCAAGGCGAAGAAACUUAUUGAACGCGGGUCCUCCGGCUCGGUGUCGAUCGCGAUCUCGGAGGGGUACUCCGGGAUUGAUAUCAAGAUCCCGAUCUAUGUGUGGCGCGGCGAGGAGGACGGCCCCACUGUUGCGGUCACGGCGGCGGUGCACGGCGAUGAGAUCAAUGGGACGGGGACGAUCCGGCACAUCAUCCGUGAGCAGCCCUUUGAGCUCAAGGCGGGGACGUUGGUGAUGGUGCCAGUCAUAAACAUGAUGGGGUUUGAGCGGCACUCGCGGUAUCUUCCGGAUCGGCGUGACCUCAACAGAAGUUUCCCGGGCUCGAAGGAGGGGAGUCUUGCGAGCCGGAUGGCGCGGUCGUUCUUUGAUCAGGUGAUCCGGGGGUGUGAUUACUGCAUCGAUCUGCACACAGCGGCGGUGCGUCGGACGAACUUCCCCAACGUGCGCGCCGACAUGGACAACGAAAAGCUCGCGGCGUUUGCCAAUGCGUUUGGUGCUUCGCUGAUUGUCGAUAGCAAGGGGCCUCAGGGGUCGCUGCGGGCGAGCGCGUGUGAAAUUGGGUGCGCGACACUGAUUCUUGAGGCAGGGGAGGUUUGGAAGGUUGAGGCGGGGGUUGUGGAGUAUGCGGUUCGCGGGAUUAUGAACUGCUUGCGUUUUCUUGAGAUGAUUGAUGGGGAGAUUGUUGAGCCGGUGUUUCGAUUGGUGACGAAGACGACGAAGUGGAUCCGUGCUGCUCAGGGCGGGUUCUUGGAGUUUCAUGUGUCUGCGGGGGACAUUGUUCGCAAGGGGCAGGCGCUGGCGACGAAUACGGAUCUGAUUGGCGAGCGGCAGAAUGUGGUUCAUGCGCCGGAGACUGGGGUGGUGCUCGGGAUGACGACGCUGCCAUCUGUCGCGCCUGGGGAUCCGGUGUGUCACUUGGCGCUUCCUCGCAAGGGUGCGGUCAAGCGUGUGGAGAAGGCGGUCGAUGCGCUGGAUGAGGAUUCGCUGCAUGAGCGUGUUCGGUUGGAGCUGGCGCGGGGCGCUUCCUGGGCCGUGGGUGCCGUGGCGGGGUUUGGCUUUGAGCGCGGAGGCGCGGGUGAGCGCGUCCUUUCCGAAGCGGGUGUUGAUCUGAUCAGAAGUACGAUCAACGGCUCGGUCUUUGGCGUGGUCUUGUGUGUCGAAAAGGGUGAUCGAGCGGGUGAUGGUUUCGAAGUCUCCGAAGCGGACUUUGAUGCUGACGGUGCGUGCGUAGCGGUUGUGUUUACGGAGGCGGAUCGCGACGUCUUGGGAUUGGCGUGCGAUCAGGGCGCGGACUUCGUUUGGACUUUCGAGGUCGGUCUCGAAGGUGUGCUCGUGGGAGAUGGAUUUGGCUUGUCGGUCGAUGCGGACGGGGCGGUCGUCGAGGCCUUGGGCGAGCUUGUGGAGGUGGGCGCCGAGGUCUCCCAUGCGGGCGUGGAGGGAUUCGAGCGGGUGGCUGCGGAGGUCUUUGACAGUGCGGAUCCCGAGUUUGUGGAGGGUGCGCUCGGUGCUUGGUCCGACUCCCCAGAGUGUGUUGAUGGGGAGUGGGUCGAGGGUUUGUUGGAUGCGGUCUGGGUGGAUGACGGUGAGGCCGUCGGGCUUGUCCAUGUCGGAGGCGAGCUUGGCGAGGAACUUGUUGGGCGCGACUCCGACGGAGCAGGUGAGCUGGGUUUCUUGUUUGAUGAGGGCGCGGAACGCUUCGUCGAUGGAGAUGGGCUGGAUCGCGGGAGAGAAGCGUUCGAGGAUUUCGAAGACUUGUUUCGAGACUGCUCGGUAAUCGGAGUGGCGUCCCGAGACGAUGAUCGCAUCGGGGCAGAGGCGUUUGGCGAUGACUGUGGGCUGGGCGGAGUGGCAUCCGAACUUGCGUGCUUCGUAGGACGCGGCGGCGACGACUCCGCGCGGGCCGUCGCCUCCGACGAGGACGGGUUUGCCUUGGAGUGCGGGGUUGUCGCGUUGUUCUACGGACGCGAAGAAGGCGUCCAUGUCGACGUGCAGGAUGGAGCGGUCGGCUAUCCAUUGACGAUUGUUUGA